Molecule: messenger RNA, 1528 nt
Organism: Peromyscus eremicus (cactus mouse)
Lineage: Eukaryota; Metazoa; Chordata; Mammalia; Rodentia; Cricetidae
Gene: Nabp1
Product: nucleic acid binding protein 1
Exons: 7
Coding region: 520-876 (118 amino acids)
Biological process (GO): mitotic cell cycle checkpoint signaling; response to ionizing radiation; double-strand break repair via homologous recombination
Cellular component (GO): SOSS complex
Molecular function (GO): DNA binding
Source: RefSeq, a predicted model, not a curated record
CUACUCGGGGCCGCAGUCGGGAGUCGCCGCUGGGGGACGCGGGCUGCGCGGUUGCUGUGCUGCUGCUCUGCGGCCGUCGUUUUGCAGUCACGGUCUCUUUCCCGGAGCCUGGGACGGAGGGGUCGCGCGCGCGAGUGCGUGCGUGCGUGCGUCCGUGCGUGCGUGCGAGGGACAGCGAGACUCGGGCAGGGCCGUCCCCGCUGCUCUUAGACCCUUAGCCGCGCAGGCGGCGGUCCGCACGCACCCUCGUCGGCUCGCCGCCCACACGGUGUGCCGAGCGCGUCGUCUUUUUGAUUUUGGAACUUGACGCGUGACCAAAACCAAAGACGGCCAUGAAGUGAGGUCCUGUAAAGUAGCUGAUAAAACGGGAAGCAUCACUAUUUCUGUGUGGGAUGAGAUUGGAGGGCUCAUACAGACAGGGGAUAUUAUUCGGCUGACCAGAGGGUGGUGAGAUUACAGGCAUGUACCCAAAUGUCCUGAGGAUGAGCCAGAGGCCUCCCACGUGCCAGGUAUGCGUCAAUGUGGAAAGGAUGCCUGACACUUUAUACUGGAAGAGGUGGUGAACUUCAAAAAAUUGGGGAAUUUUGUAUGGUGUAUUCAGAAGUGCCAAAUUUCAGUGAGCCAAACCCAGAUUAUAGAGGGCAGCAGAACAAAGGGGUACACAAUGAGAAGGAUAAAGUGAGUGCCAGUACAUAUGGGCCAGUGGGAAAUGGUGUUCAGACUGGCCCUGAGUCAAGGGGAUAUCAUCUUCCAUAUAGUGGUAGAAGCAAUGUCCGGGAACCCAUCAGUCCACAGCUACCAGGAGCUCGUUGUAGUCAAACAGUCAUGACCACAAUAAGUAAUGCCAGGGAUCCGAGGAGAGCCUUUAAAAGAUGACCUAAGCCAAAGAGACACGUGUAGUCUUUAAACUACAUGCCCUACUUGAACACUUAGUGCACUUUUAUUUAUCGUUAACUGUGAAAAGUUUGUCUCUUACGGGUUUCCUUUUACAUUGUUGGUUUGUUAAGAAGAAUGGUUGAUUUUUAUUGCAAAAGUUAAGCUGCUCAGUUACAUCCUAUUGAAGAAUAGGAACUCUGAAAGCAGGAACAUUUAUUUUUAGAGCAAGAACUUACUGGGUAUCACUUGAAAACCUGUCCCUGUUUCAAGGGUGAGUUACUUAAGACACCAGCUUUAUGGCCUCUGGAUCUUCUGCAUACUCUGUGAUGUUUGCCAUAACAUUUCAUGGGAAAUGUUCUUCUGUCUUAACUGGGAUGUUGCCACCUGAAGCGAUAGCCCCCGAGCCCGAAGCCUGGCCAGUGCGAUGGUACUUCGAGUGUCUGUUCCCGGGAUGACUGGCUUGCUAGAGUGACCGCACUGCCAUUCAGGUUGUCCAAGAACAAAAUCGUCCUAAAUCUUGUUUAAUUACCAGAAAACCAGAUUCCUUAUCAGAAUUAUGGAAUAAAAUGUGUAAUAUAACAAGUCAUUUUUAGGCGAAAACUGUUCAAGAUAAUGCUCUUAACAUCUGUUAAAAACGUUGAAGAAAAAUUUA